Molecule: messenger RNA, 474 nt
Organism: Dovyalis caffra
Lineage: Eukaryota; Viridiplantae; Streptophyta; Magnoliopsida; Malpighiales; Salicaceae
Source: the annotation of a GenBank genome assembly
AUGUCCGAGCUCUGUUCCCCAAAAGGCUUUAAUGCCAAUUUUGUUGUUAUCAUGCACUUUACAAGCGUAAAUGGCUUCGUUAUUGACUUGAUUAUUGAUGAUAUAGGAAAAGAUAAGAUGACGUCAUAUUUUCGAGUGGGGAAGUUCAAUGCCAUUAAGAAGCAACUUCAAGAAAUAGAGGGUAUAGAUGUGUAUGAUCCCCUCUUGAAAAUGGAUCAAAAUGGAUUUGAGGAUGCUCUAAAUUCUUCAAAUGUGAACACUAAUCCAUUGCCAAACCAUUCCACUACUAGAGAGCUAAAGAUGAUGUCUUUUCAUGAUGUGACAUAUGAUAAGAAGAGGUCGGCACUGAAGGAUCAUAUGAUACCCAAAGUAUUGAUUGAUAAUGGGUUUGCUCUUAAUGUGUUUCCUAAGUAUGUUUUGGACCAUGUACUAGUUGAUCCUUUACAUAUGAGGUCAAGCAAGAUGAUGGAAUGA